Trypanosoma theileri is the source of this 1767-nucleotide messenger RNA. RefSeq lists its product as uncharacterized. NCBI's taxonomy places the organism in Eukaryota, Euglenozoa, Kinetoplastea, Trypanosomatida, Trypanosomatidae. Bases 1 to 1767 code for a protein of 588 amino acids. The record is from RefSeq and is a predicted model, not a curated record. The transcript has a single exon.
AUGGCAGUGGGAAACUCAAAUGCAGAGGCAGUCAUUGGUGCACUUAGACAUGAAAAUAAUUCUCUGCGACGACAGUUAGAAGAAGCCCAUCGGGAAGUAGAACGACUGGCGAAUCUCCUGCAUUAUCGUAUACCUGAUAAAUAUCAAAAUAACGGUAAUGAUAAUAAUAUGGAACGUGUGGUGCGUCUUGAGCAGCGGUGUGAACAAUUAGCCAGUCGCUUAAUUUCUGCCGUGCGGGAUAGACAACUAUCAGAAUGUGCAGAAGUUCAUUUUCUUCUUCGAACACAAGAGGAAGAACGUCGUUUUUUACGUGAUGCCUUGACGUCACUGUUGGAAAAAUGCAAAGAUCACACCUACAAUGGAACGGAGGAGUGGGAGUUAGUGGAUGGGACUCACCCUGGUGUAUUAAGUGCGUUAGUUUUACGAGUUACUGAGGGUAUACAAAGUAGUGAGGCGAAAUUGAAACUGGAGGAGGCAGAACAUUUUUUACUAUUGGAGCAGAUUUCUAACUUUAUCGUAGAUAUUCAACAAGCUAUUGAAAAGGCAACACGUUGGGUAUUUAACUACCAUAUGGAUUUUGCUCAAACACUUUCUAUUCAGCAAUGGAUAUCUUUAAAAGAUCAACAGAAUGGUAUAAAUACAAAGGGUCAUUUUUUAGUAGACAUCACCCCUGAUUAUCCAAUGAAUUCUUCAUUCCAGAAUCAACCAAACAGUAAUAACAAUAAGUUAGAGCAGCACUGGGGGGAAAGUACAGAAGGCUUUACAGUUCCAGUAUCAUCAUCAUCAUAUUUAAAAGGAACCUCAGCAGGUGCCAAAAUAGAGAAAAAAAAUUUAUUAGAGGCAUGUGAUGUAUUACGUGCUUGUUAUCGUGCAUUAGGUGAUGUUAAACUCCUUCUUUGUAAAAAGAAAUCUGUAUCUGUUAAUACAGUUCCCUCCAAAGGAGGAAAAAGUAAUUUGGAAGGUCUCUUGGAAGGAUUUCAGUGUGAUCUGCAAGAAGUCGUGCGAAGUACUACGAAAAAUCAUGAGGCGUUGGCACGACGAUUAGCAGCAGAAAUUGAAGCUCACAGGCAAACUGUAAAGAAAUAUGAAGCCCGUCUGAAACUUGCAGAAAAAGAACUCAUAGACUUCCUCACAGCUUCUUCUUAUAAUACUCAAUUACCAUUAAAUGUUCGGCACACCCCUGUAUUGUCUCGUCAAAAACAAGAUAACAGGGAAUUUUAUAAUAAUAAUAAUAAUAAUAAUAAUAAUAAUAAUAAUAAUAAUAAUAAUAAUAAUAAUAACACUGAGAGUGAUACUCUGUGGAGUGCUGUAGGCAUAACGAGGACUGUUCCAGUGAGUGAAAUGCCUUCUGCCAAUCAUGAUAGCCUUAAACGCGAACCAACACCAGAGUGGGUUGUCUCGUCUACCCGGGUUCGUGCAACAACACUGCAGAGAAGCGGUAUAAAGGAUAUACAGAGAGGGAAAGGAAAUAACAAUUUCCCAACUGUAGCUGUUGUUGCAGUCCAUUCACCUGAUAAAGUAAGAGGAGAACAGGAAAUGGAGUCUAAAACGCCGUCACCGGUAAGUGGCGUUGUGAAUAGAAAAGAUAGAAACGUAAUGGCAGAAAGUCCAGAGAUACACUCUUUGUUGUUGCCAGCGACACCGCCCAGAGGACAGCGGCAAAACUACAAAACAGAAAGCAUGAGAACAGAUACCACAGGAUCACCACGACAAUCAUCGAAGCAAAGGCGAAAACCAAAAGUACUGUACAGUCCUUCAGCAUUUUGA